This is a messenger RNA of Quercus lobata, 3732 nucleotides long. RefSeq names its product probable LRR receptor-like serine/threonine-protein kinase At3g47570. The record is from RefSeq and is a predicted model, not a curated record. Bases 288 to 3353 code for a protein of 1021 amino acids. The transcript has 3 exons. Gene Ontology annotation, molecular function: protein binding; protein kinase activity; ATP binding. Lineage: Eukaryota; Viridiplantae; Streptophyta; Magnoliopsida; Fagales; Fagaceae. Gene Ontology annotation, biological process: protein phosphorylation.
AAAACAAAACAGAAGGGAAAGUGUCCGUCACACUUUUUUCAAUAUGCUUCCUGAAUAUUACCCUCAAGUUUUUCUUGCAAUUUUGGAGUGGGUCCGAACGCUGAAAUUCUUGCACCAAUUUUCUCCUUUCCCGUGCUAUAUAUUUGCUUGUUCUUAGGGUGCUACACACCCAAAUCAGCCCUCUCUCUGGACAACAUACACAGUUGCUUAUUUGUAAACUAAUCUUUUUCCUUCAAAAUAUAAUCACCAGAACGCUUAGCUAAACAAAGUUCCUUCAACCAUAGUGCAUGGGGCUUUUGCAACUGAGUGCAGCUUCAUCUUCAUCUUUUUCCAUCCACGCUUUUAUUCUUCUUUGGUGCCUGGGCAUAUUUGUCACCUCAGUGGUCAGCGGGAAUAAUGAGACGGACCGUUUGGCAUUGCUUGAGUUCAAAGCCAAGAUAAUCCAUGAUCCUCUUAGGGUUAUGAGCUCUUGGAAUGACAGCAUCCACUUUUGUCAAUGGCAAGGGGUUACAUGUGGCCGCCGACACCAAAGGGUCACCGUAUUGAACUUGCAAUCUCUAGAAUUGGUAGGCUCUAUAUCUCCAUAUGUUGGGAAUUUUAGUUUUUUAAGGAAUCUAAGCCUACAAAACAACAAAUUUCGUAAAGAAAUCCCUCCAGAAAUUGGUCAUUUGACUAGAUUGCUAGUCUUAGAACUGUACAAUAACACAAUACAGGGGGAAAUUCCAAGCAAUUUAUCUGGUUGCAACAACCUUGUCGCCCUUCGUGUUGGUUAUAACCAAUUGGUAGGAGAAAUUCCUACCACGCUUACCUCCUUGGCAAAGCUCCAAUUUUUUUCUAUUCAUAUGAAUAAUCUUACAGGAACUGUCUCACCUUUUUUUGGGAACUUAUCAUUUUUAAAAGGAUUUUCUGCAACUUAUAAUAAUUUGGGUGGGAGUAUCCCUAAUUCUUUUGGUCAAUUGACGAAACUUUCAUUUUUUAGUGUGCAGUAUAAUAGGUUUUCUGGAACCAUUCCUCGCUCAAUGUACAAUCUCUCUUCUUUAUUGACUUUUUCUGUAGCUGGAAAUCAAAUCCAGGGGUCUCUUCCAUUCGACAUUGGUAUCACUCUACCAAAUAUCGAAGUAUUUAUCUUUGCUGACAACCAAUUUACUGGAUCUAUCCCUAUUUCAAUAUCUAAUGCCACAAAUCUAGAUACAUUUGAAAUGGGUAUUAAUAAACUAAGUGGAAAAGUUCCUUCUUUGGAGAAGCUAAAUAGAUUGACAUUUUUAAGCCUUUUCCUCAACCAUCUUGGAAGUGGGGAAACAGAUGACUUGAGUUUUCUCUGUUCUUUGACAAAUACUACUUAUCUCACCUUUUUGGAUAUAAAUGGCAACAACUUUGGGGGAAAGUUGCCUAGAUGCAUUGGCAACUUCUCAACUACUCUUUUUGCUUUUUAUCUAGAUAAUAAUAAAAUAUCAGAAAACAUUCCUGCUGAGAUAGGAAAUCUGAUCAACUUGGAGGAUUUGCGGGCUUGGAACAAUAAAUUAUCAGGUAAUAUUCCUUUUGAAAUUGGAAUUCUUCAUAAGUUACAAUAUUUAGAUUUAUCCCAAAACAAAUUUUCUGGAAACAUUCCAUCCUCCCUUGGAAAUUUAACAGCUUUGACAAUUUUGAAAUUAGGAAAUAAUAACCUUCAAGGCAGCAUCCCUCUAAGUCUAGGUCAGUGCCAAAAUUUGCUAAGAUUGUAUCUUAAUAAUAACAAUCUUAGUGGUACCAUAGCCUCAGAAGUUAUUGCUCUCUCAUUCUCCCUAAUUACUUUAGACUUGAUAGCCAACCAAUUGACAGGUGUCCUUCCCAUAGAAGUAGGAAAUUUAAAAAAUUUAGAACAAUUAGACAUUUCUGAAAACAUGAUGUUUGGUACAAUCCCAACAACUCUUGGAAGUUGUGUGAAGCUAGAAUUUCUAGCCAUGAGAAGAAACUUCUUCCAAGGAGUCAUUCCUUCAUCUUUGGAAUCAUUGAAAGGUAUUGGAGUUCUAGAUCUAUCGAACAAUAAUUUGUCUGGUAGUAUUCCAAAAUUUUUGGAGUUUUGGGAUUUGCAAAUAUUGAAUCUCUCUUACAACAAAUUUGAGGGUGAGGUACCAAUAGAGGGAGUUUUCAAAAACAUGAGUGCAACUUUGCUUAAGGCAAAUGAUAAACUCUGUGGAGGCAUACCUGAGUUUCAACUUCCUAAAUGCAAAUACUUAAAUUCCAAGAAGAGGAAGAUGGCCCAGACCUUGAAGAUAAUAAUCUCUACAGCUUCUGGGCUUUUUGGAGUAACUUUGAUUUUGUUGCUUCUAUUUCUUUAUUCUUUACUAAAGAAAAGGAAUGGAAGUACCUCAAGUGAUUCAAAUUUGAAUGUAUCUUACCAAAGUCUCCUAAAUGCAACCAAUGGAUUCUCUUCUACUAAUUUAAUUGGUGUGGGUAGCUUUGGGUCCGUUUAUAAAGGAAUUCUUGUUCAAGGUAGACAUACGGUUGCCAUCAAGGUGCUCAACCUUUUGCGUCAUGGAGCUUCCAAAAGUUUUGUGGCCGAGUGUGAAAUUCUAAGAAACAUCAGACAUCGAAAUCUUGUAAAGGUGCUCACAAUAUGUUCCAGUAUUGAUUAUCAAGGUCGUGAUUUUAAAGCUUUGGUAUAUGAGUUCUUGGGAAAUGGCAACCUAGAUGAGUGGUUACAUCCAACUCCAAGAACAAAUGAGGCUGUUGAGGAACCAAGGAAGUUGAGUCUUCUCCAAAGACUGAAUAUUGCCAUUGAUGUUGCUAGUGCAUUGGAUUAUCUUCAUCAUCAUUGCCAGACGCCAAUUGUUCAUUGUGACCUCAAGCCAAGCAAUAUUCUUCUCGAUGAUGAAAUGGUUGGACAUGUAGGCGACUUUGGCUUGGCAAAAUUCCUUCAUGAUGCUACCCAGGAUUGUUCUACUGAUCAAUCAAGUUCCAUUGGGGUUAGAGGAACAAUUGGUUAUACUCCUCCAGAGUAUGGUAUGGGAAACGAAGUUUCAAUAUAUGGUGAUGUCUAUAGUUAUGGCAUAUUAUUGUUAGAGAUGUUCACAGGAAAAAGGCCAACUGAUAGCAUUUACCAAGAUAACUUAAACCUUCAUGACUUUGUUAAACAAGCUUUGCCCGAACAUAUCAUUGACAUUGUAGAUCCUUUUCUUCUUUGGGAAAGAGAAAAGGAAGAGACAAGGAAUGACACCCGAAAUGAGGAUCCAAAUGGAAGUUUCAACAUUCAAGAAUGCUUGAUUUCGAUACUUGGAAUUGGAGUUGCUUGUUCCACACAAUAUCCAAGAGAAAGAAUGAAUAUCAAUGUUGUUGUAGUUGAGCUGCAUAAAAUUCGACAAAACAUUCUUUAAACUAGCAUACGCAACGCAACGACUUCAAGCUACAGCGGAGAUGCACAGGUGCACAUGGCUGAUGACUUAUCAUGGAGGUUGCCAUCAUUGUUUGCCAAGUUUAUGAUUUGUAACAUUGGAUUUGGAGCAAAUAAUUUGUAGCACCCUAGUUUUUUAAUUCAGCACUUUUUUUUUUUCUUGUAUCAAGUUAGUAUCCCCAGUAAUAUAUUGUAAGUCAUUCUCAGUCUCCACAACUAACUGGGUCUGUUGCUGAUUUUUUUUUUUUUUUUUUUUUUUUUGAGAAUCAACUGAGUCUGUUGGUGAUGAAUGUUAUAAAUUGUACAUGAUGUUAUAGUUUAUAUAUAAGUUAUAUAAUAAAGUUUCUCCCUGUUGCCCAUAA